Molecule: messenger RNA, 906 nt
Organism: Peniophora sp. CBMAI 1063
Lineage: Eukaryota; Fungi; Basidiomycota; Agaricomycetes; Russulales; Peniophoraceae
Source: the annotation of a GenBank genome assembly
AUGAGCGUCCAAAAUGAAGAAGAGUGCAGCAUCUUCAGCUCCAAACACGAUGUUUACCCGCUCAUAGACCCAAAGCCACACUUCGAAGCGCAGACAUUCCAGGACAAGGUUGUAAUCAUCACAGGCGGCUCGACCGGUAUCGGCGCCGUGACGGCGACGAUGUACGCCCGCGCCGGCGCUCACGUCCUCAUCGUAGCACGCCGUGUCGAUCGGCUCGAGAAGACAAAGUCCGAGAUCGAGAAGACCGUCCCUAAUGCUGAGGUGCUUAUCGUUGCGGGUGACAUCUCUAAUUCUGAGGUAGGUAAGAAGGUCGUGAAGAGCGCGGUGGAGAAGUGGGGCAGGGUGGACGUAGUCAUCGCCAAUUCGGCGGUCGUCAUGGGUGGAGGUGCUCGGUUCGGCGAAAAAGACGUGGAAAAGUGGUGGUAUACGCAGGAAGUCAACGUGCGAGGGACGUUGAACAUCAUUCAUCCGGCUAUUCCCGAGCUCCUCAAGACGAAGGGUCAGAUCAUUGUGACUACCUCCGACCUGGCGCACUCGCGCUUCCCUCUCUUGGCCGACUACAGUAUCAGCAAGCAUACGAUCAACCGCUUCGUCGAGAUCCUCGCGCUCGACUACCCCGAACUCACUAUCUACUCUGUGCACCCCGGGGUCAUUCCGACUGACGGCGCGCUGGAGUUCCAAGAGAGGAUGGGCAUCAAAGGCACAGUCAUCAUGCCCGACACGGUCGAGCUCCCCGCGGCGACGUUCCUCUGGCUUACGAGCCGCAACGCCGAGAUCCUCAACGGACGCUACGUGCAAGCUACAUGGGAACUGAACGAGGUCGUCGCGAAGAAGGAUGAGAUUGUGCACGAUAAUCUGCUCGUUACGAAGCUCGCGGGCCCGAACUUGGCCAGAAGUAGCGUGUAG